Seminavis robusta is the source of this 3198-nucleotide messenger RNA. NCBI's taxonomy places the organism in Eukaryota, Bacillariophyta, Bacillariophyceae, Naviculales, Naviculaceae. The record is from the annotation of a GenBank genome assembly.
AUGACUCCUAGCAUCAGUCCUUCAGAUUUUCCAAGCAGCAUCCCAAGUGAUGCGCCCAGUAGCAGACCAAGUGAUGUUCCCACUGAUGCUCCUGUCAAGCAUACACCCAAGGCUCCACCUGGAAAUGUUGAUUUGAGCAUUGUGAUUUACUAUGACAACUAUCCAUAUGAGACUCAGUGGACCUUGACAAACCAGAGUGGACAUGUUAUUGAUUCGCGGCCCUACAACUCAGUUUGGGAUUCAGGCAGGGCUGAGUUUAGCUAUGCUGUCUUAGCAUCUGGACUUUAUACGUUCUCUAUUCAGGACCUGCGAUCUGAUGGGAUUUGUUGUCAGUACGGAGGAAAUUCACUGGAAGAGCCAUCUGUUGAACUUUGGAAUGCUGGUGUCCUUCAAUACUCCAACAACGGUGCUUUUGGAGCUGGGUUUUCUGAGCAGCUAUUAUUGAAUACAGCAGCCCCAAGCUCCAGUCCGUCAGGUGUCCCCACAGAGACACCAACAAUGUCCCCAAGUAGUUCACCAAGCUCAGCACCCUCAAGCGACCCUUCCAGAUCACCAACUGGCCAGCCAACCUCAUCACCCAGCAAGUCACCUUCCUCAAGCCCAAGUCGACAGCCUAGCUCUGCGCCUUCUUUGACUCCAUCUGAGCCACCCAGCAGUCAACCAAGCUCUUCACCAAGUGGACAACCAUCAAGAACUCCAAGUAUCAGUCCCAGCUCCAAUCCAACACGCACGCUUGAGCCUAGCAGUAUGCCAAGCUCUACGCCCAGCGCAAUGCCCAGUGAGACACCUAGUGUCAGUUCACACCCAAGUUCAUAUCCCAGUGCAAGCCCAAGCACCAGUUCUGUCCCAAGUUCUGUGCCAAGUUCCUUACCCAGUUUCGGACCCAGUUCCAAUCCAAGCAUAAGACCUUCCCAGUCCUCAGAUUCACCAUCUAUUAUGCCAUCAAAGAGUCCUUCUUCGGCUCCUUCCACCGCCCCCUCUUCUCUGCCAUCAGUGAGUAAGAACCCAAGUGAAAUUCCUUCUGCCUAUCCCAGUGGUAGUCCAUCUUCCAAUCCCAGUGUGAGUCCAUCUGCCAUUCCAUCCUUUGAACCGUCUGAAUCCCCAUCCUUAGAGCCAAGUAAAAGACCCAGCCAAGCCCCAAGUGUUCUCCCAAGUGAAAGACCCAGCCAAGCCCCAAGUAUUCGCCCAAGUGACUCUCCAUCUGAUUUACUAUCUUCAUUGCCAUCCAUUAAUCCUUCUUGGUCUCCAUCUGCAAUCCCAUCCAAAUCACCCAGUUCAACUCCAAGUAGGAUCCCUUCAACAAGCCCAAGUGAAAUACCAAGCCGAUCUCCUAGUGCCAGUCCAAGCGAGAUACCAUCAGUGGCUCCAAGUGUGAGACCAUCAAGGUCUCCAAGUUCGUCUCCUACCGGGGCCCCUAAUGAGCCACCCAGCGAGUCACCUAGCUCAAGCCCAAGUUGUCCAUCUGGGAUGGUUCUGCUUGUCGACAACCGAGAAGGUUUUGGGAAUACUGAGUCUGUCCUCAGUGGUGCUGGGUUCUGCACUGAUGUUGUGACUGAAGAGACCAACCGAGGGUAUCAAGUCUUGCUCGAUACUACCUAUUUGAACUGGUACAAGGUUAUUGUUUAUUCGGCCCGUGGUCAUGCCUCCUUGUGGUCAAAUGUUGUGGAUAGUCUUGAUGCAUUUGUUCAACAGGGUGGACAUCUUUUGGUGACUGGGUAUGACUCGCUAAGACCAAACACUCCCCUUGAAUCCUUACUAAGGAUUUCCAAUUCAGGGGACUUAAUUACACGGAAUGCGGUUUGGGAGGUUGGCAACUGUGACACAUUCAUUACAAAUGGGCCCUAUGGCGAUUUUCGAGGAGUGACUUUUACUGGGAUUGGCUAUGACGAUGACUUGGCUGUUCCAGAUUUUACCCAGGGCACUAUGCAACUAGCAACCACUCCAGGUACCGGUACAAAGGCGUCCACUGCCAAGAUUACAUUCAAUGAUCUUCCAGGCAGUGCUGGGUCUGUUGGAUAUUGGAAUGGCGGGAAUAGUGGAGGAAAUGCUCAGCCUGACUUCUCUAGUGGCGGCAAUGCCCAAGCAAUUUUUUUGAAUUGGAUCACAGGGGCUAUGAAUGGCGAAAGUGUGUCUUCGGACGCAUGUCCAGCUCCUACUGCAGCACCGACAGCAAGCAGCUCACCUACCAGACAGCCAAGUUCUGCCCCAACAGCAAGCUUCCAUCCUAGCACAAGCCCCAGUCUAGCCUCUGCAGUUCCAUCUGUGUCAAGUGCUCCUUCAUUAUCCCCAUCUAUGGGGCCAUCUUCUAAUCCAUCGUUUACCCCCUCCAGCAACCCUUCUGAGUCCCCAUCCUCAAGUCCAGUCGUUAUCCCCAGUGCGUUUCCAAGUACCCCCCCCAGCGCAUUGCCAAGUGUGUCUCCAAGUUUCCAUCCAUCAGUCAACCCCAGCAAGGGACCCACAGUUAGUCCUUCUGCCAGCCCCUCAGAUGAGCCCUCAGCAUCUCCGUCGCUAUCUCAACAUCCCAGCGAGUCCCCAAGUUCCAGCCCUUCCACUAGGCCCAGUGGGAACCCCAGUGCUUUGCCUAGCGCUAGGCCCAGUAUUGUGCCCAGCAACAGUCCCAGUGGCAUACCAAGUUCUGAACCCAGUUCACAACCCAGCUUUGUGCCAAGCUCCAUUCCCAGUUCACAACCCAGCUUUGUGCCUAGCUCCAUUCCCAGCACAGCUCCAAGUAGCACCCCGAGCGAUCAGCCAUCCAUCUCUGAGCAACCAUCCAAUGUUCCAUCGAGCGAGCCAAGUUCUGCACCCAGUUCAAUACCAAGUGACCCUAUUUCUCGUGGUGAUGAGAUUCUUAUUGUCAAGAUCUUUUACGACGAAUAUCCUUAUGAAACCCGGUGGAUUUUGUCACAGGAGCCAGGAGGUGAAAUUGUAGCCGAGACACGCUUUGAUCAAUACUGGCAACCAGAUGCAUUGACCUGGGUGAACACAAGUGUUCCCAACCUAGCUGCUGGUGAUUACAAGUUGAGACUGGAAGAAAACUCUGUCGAACAGGACGGUUUUUGCUGUGAACAUGGCCAUGGGCGUGCUAUUGUUGUCGACGGCAGUACUGAAACCAUUUUACAAGAUUACAAUCCCGCAGUAGAUGUGGACCCACCAGUAUUUGAAACCCAUGUUGAGUUCUUGGUGAACGUGGGUGGGUAG